Molecule: messenger RNA, 1155 nt
Organism: Drosophila kikkawai
Lineage: Eukaryota; Metazoa; Arthropoda; Insecta; Diptera; Drosophilidae
Product: probable palmitoyltransferase ZDHHC24
Molecular function (GO): palmitoyltransferase activity
Source: RefSeq, a predicted model, not a curated record
UUGCGAUCGGUCCCCAUUUGUUUACAUUUUUUCUCAGUUCGGGAGAGAAUCAUGAGAAUCCGCAGCAACCCGCUGCCCCGGCGGCUGGUGGAUGUCCUGUGUUUCCUGCUCAUAGGGAUCUUCCUGCCGGUGGUCUUCAUGUUCGAGAUUGUGGUGGUGCUGCCCGCUUUCCAUGAGCCAGGUGGCUUCUUUCACACCUUCACCUUCCUGAUGGCCAUGUUUUUGGUGUUUAAUAUCAAGGGAAACAUGAUUGCCUGCAUGAUGGUCGACACAAGUGUGGAUGUCAAAAAGGUGGAGCCCCCAGCGGAUUCUUUGGAUUGGCGGGAGUGCACCGAGUGCACACCUCCUCGGUUGGCUCCUCCUCGAUCUUGGCACUGCAAGAUCUGUAAGGUGUGCGUUCUGAAGAGGGAUCACCACUGCCUGUACACGGGCUGCUGCAUCGGCCUGCGGAACCAUCGCUUCUUCAUGGGCUUCAUCUUUUAUCUGUUCGUGGGUUCGGUGUAUGCCUUGGUGUACAACUCCAUUUACAUGUGGAUCAUCCAGGGCCACGUCUACUGCAACUGGCUGACUCUGCUGAAGCUGACCUGUCCCAUGCUGCUCCUGGUGACUGGCAGCCUCUGGAGCAACCUGUACCUGCUCUUCUACAGCUUGAAUAUCCUUGCCCUGGCUUAUGGAGUUCUUCUGUUGGGCUACCACGUGCCCAUCGUUCUGCGGGGUGGCGUGUCGGCGGAUCGCACCAAGGAGAGCAAACUUAAGUACGAUCGGGGAGUGUAUCGGAAUUUACGGACUGUUUUUGGCAACCGCAUGCACAUAGCCUGGCUAUCACCGCUGAUCCGGAGCGAUCUGCCAGACGACGGGUACCAUUGGAGGGACCCUAAGGAUAAUUGAGGCUAUUUCGUGUUAAGAUCUAGGAUAGGUCGAUUCCGAGGCAAUCCGUAUAUGAGUACAGUGAUCUUCCCUCCCUUGGGCCGAGAGUACAUCAGUCUCAGGGUGGUAAAGUUGACUCCUACACCACCAGACAGAAUAAUUGCACGGCCUCUUCGGUCCCAAUCGCUUUCAUCGAGGACCAAUAUCAUGUUUAUAUUGAAACUCAAUGCAGUCGACUUAGAAAUAAAUACAAAAGCUUUAAUAUUAAAUUAAAGCAAUCCAGUUUUA